AUGCUUAUCAAAUAUCCUUUGCUGUCAUUUGCCGUUGCUGUAUAUGGAGUUACUUUACCAGAUAGUGACUUGGUAGGCAGAAGCACCAAUGACACUAUAUUGUAUACAAAUGUCAAUACCGUCAACAGGGCAUUCGUCGUUGAAUUUGGAAAAGAAAUCAGUACCUCUCUUUCCGGACGAGAUCGCCGCAACAUCUUCCACAAGCGGGCGGCGUCAAUUAGCUACAAUAUUCGCCACGAAUUUGAUUCGACAGCUUUCACCGGGCUCUCAAUAUCUGUCACACAAAGUGGCACCGAUGAAGAACUGCAACUACAGCUCCUAGAAAUCCCUGGAGUAACAGGUGUCUGGCCAGUUUAUGAGGUUCCUCGACCUGGUACAUUUUCCAAUCUGACGAACUCCGAGAACACCAGUGUAGAUAUUUCUUCUCUAGGAAAAAGACAGACAAAAGGAACCACGACAGGAAAUUUGGCGUCCGCUCUCGAAAUGGGUGGUAUUGAUAAGUUACAUGCGAAAGGUAUCAAAGGUAAAGGAAUCAAGAUCGGGAUUGUAGAUACCGGGGUCGAUUAUCGCCAUCCAGCACUAGGUGGCGGUUUUGGACCCGGUUUCAAGAUUGCGGGUGGAUACUCUUUUGUGAAUGAUAACGGAGUUUUAGGGAAUAGCCCUGACCCUUUAUCCACAUGUAUCACUGGAGGACACGGAACCCACGUAUCGGGUAUUCUCGGAAUGGAUCCAAUUUCUGGAGAUGGUUACUUCCCAAUCAGCGGCGUCGCUCCGGAGGCUAGUCUUUAUAUGUACCGUACCUUUGAUUGCGCAAAUGCAGGCGGCAGCGACACAAUUAUGGCCGGCAUGCUGAAAGCACAAGGUGAUGGCGUCGAUAUUAUUAGUAUGUCCCUUGCGAUUGGAACGGAGUGGCCUUCGACCCCAGAUCCAUUGGCUUCUGUUGUACAAAGUAUUACGCAAGCCGGCAUUGCUGUGAUUGUAGCAGUUGGCAACGAUGGUUCUGCAAGUCAAUAUUCCACAGAGCUAUUUGCGGCAGAUUAUCCUGCCGUAGAUCCUAGCGCUAUUGCUGUGGGAGCUAUUGCGAACAAAUUCUUCCCUCUUGUGUAUCCGGCCGUUGACUCCACCAAUGCCAGUCUAGGUUACGCAUCUGUCUGGCCUCUUAACGUGACUGGUCCUGUUCAUGUUUACCUCCUUUCCGAUGGUUGUGAUAGCGGAACAUGGACCAAUGCCCUCAACACUGUGAAUGAAAGUGGUCUUCUCAAUUCCACAAUUUUCGCCUUUGAGGCAUUCAAAACAAUUAGUUACUGCAAUCCAAAUGAGAUUGCCUCGGCUUGGAGUUCAAGUACAGUACUACCUCUCUAUGUUAUGGGUUUCAAUUCAGACAUUGGAAAUCCAUAUUUACUCGAAUACAACGUCUUCAGUCCUUCCUUCUUUGGCGCAAUACAGUACAUAAAUCUCAACACUGACGAUGGAGCGACUCUUGUCAAUAAUUAUGGUCUUGCUGGAGGUUUCCCGAGCUAUACUUUGAUCUUCACGGGAGAUAAGUACACGAGCCCUCCUCAGCACUCAGGAGGUUUGGUUGAUUACUACUCUAAUUUCGGGCCAAACUAUUUCACUUAUGAUUUGAAACCACAAAUCUCUGCGCCUGGUGGACACAUUCUUUCAACCUAUCCUCUGGGACCGACUUCCAACUACGCGAUUUUAUCAGGAACAUCCAUGGCUACUCCCUAUGUUGCAGGAUGCUUUGCUCUUCUCAAAUCUCAGUUUCCCAGCGCUAGCAUAUCCCAAAUAUUGAAUUUACUACAAGUCACAGCGACGCCGGUCAAUUGGGUCUGGGAUAGCACAAUUCUUUCCGCGACAGCACAACAGGGUGCCGGUCUUAUAAAUGCACAUGAUGCUAUCUUUGCGCAAAGCGUGAUUUCACCUGGACAAAUCGUUCUUGGUGAUGAUAGUACUCAUACUGUUUUUGGAGCUGCAAAUAUCACGAUUGAGAAUACUUCAGGAUCCAGCAAAACUUAUACUUUAUCUCAUGUUGGUGCCGGUUACACAGAUGGUCAAUUGUCUGGUCAAGACUCUAACCAAAUUGCCCUCUAUGGAACAGGUGUAUUCCCAACUCCUACUGUCACCCUCGCAAGCGGUGAAUCUAAGACCGUCGAUUUCUCCAUCACUCCACCUACCGGCGUCGUUGCAUCGAAUCGUCCCGUCUUCGGUGGCUUUAUCAAAAUCACCUCUUCCGCGGGUGAGACGUACACUGUCCCCUAUAUUGGUCCUCCUUAUUCCAUGUAUAACACAUCAUACAUCUCCGUUAUCCAAGUUGCCGGUUUUGACGCCGCAGGAUUACCCGAAAAAGAUAACGGAUUCCUACAAAUCAACCCCACUAGGCAAUAUGGAAUAGCUGCCAAUAUACCGCAACAAUAUACACUUGCAUUUCGAUUCGAUCUCUUGCCCGCCAAUACCAACAUUACUGCUCAUACAAAUGCCUUUAAGACGCCCCAGUUAUUCUCCUACUAUUCUUCAAAAUCUACUCCUAAAUCUUCAAUUUUUGGACACCCAUCUUUUGGAACCUAUACGAAUCGUUCGGCAACUAUUGCAAGUGGUGCUAUUCAACCGGGUAAUUAUAUACAAUAUUGGACGAAUGCACAAGUUACUGGUGAUGAUGGGGUGAGUUAUAAUGUGGGUGAUGGUGAUUAUCGAUUUUUCGCUAGUGUAUUGAGGUGGGGUGGGCAGGAGGGAAAGAUUGAGGAUUAUGAUACGUGGUUGGGACCGGUUAUGAGAUUUAAUACGAGUUUCGCGGGAUAA
Molecule: messenger RNA, 2799 nt
Organism: Sclerotinia sclerotiorum 1980 UF-70
Lineage: Eukaryota; Fungi; Ascomycota; Leotiomycetes; Helotiales; Sclerotiniaceae
Exons: 2
Coding region: 1-2799 (932 amino acids)
Biological process (GO): proteolysis
Cellular component (GO): membrane; cell wall
Molecular function (GO): serine-type endopeptidase activity
Source: RefSeq, a predicted model, not a curated record